This is a messenger RNA of Leopardus geoffroyi (Geoffroy's cat), 2197 nucleotides long. It is a transcript of the gene IQCM, whose product is annotated as IQ motif containing M. The record is from RefSeq and is a predicted model, not a curated record. The coding region runs from base 399 to 1892 and encodes 497 amino acids. The transcript is spliced from 14 exons. Lineage: Eukaryota; Metazoa; Chordata; Mammalia; Carnivora; Felidae. Gene Ontology annotation, molecular function: protein binding.
UAUAUGUGAGAAGUAGGAAAUAAUCACAGGGUUGUCAGGGGUCUAGAAAACGAAUUCAAUUAUUUAUGACUUAUUUGGAAUUGGUUUUAAAAAUUUUAAACAAAAAUUUUAAAGGUGGAUAAUUAUAGAUUAAAAAAAGAAUAAAGGAAGAAUACAGGGAUUAGGUACUAUCAAGCUGCUGAGCUCAUUAUAACUUUGGGGCAGUGAAUUUGUUUCUAGAAGUUUCAUUGGAGCUAAGGCAAGAGCUCCCUACACAGAAGCAUGUACUAAGUUUCAAGUAAGAGGCAUGGACCUCAUAAACUACUAUGUUUGCAAGAACAGGCCCCUAGAGGCUGGGGUGAUCAUGGAGGAGGGACUUGGAACUCAGCUCUCAAAAAAGAUCACCCUAACCGCCCAUCAUGACUGCUGUGGAAGUUAUGUCUGAUAAAGCAGAAGGUCCCAUAUUAGAGAUCACCAAGCAAGAUUUUUUUCAAGAAGCAAAAACUCUCAUUGCCCAACAUUAUGAGAAAGUAAAUGAGAAUAAAGUUCAAAGUACUUCUAUAAAUGUUUUUAGAAAUAAACAUCAAAAACCAAAAUCUGUAAAAUUCAUACCUUUGGAGAUUAAAAAAAAGGAAACACUUGAUGGGGUCCAAGAACUUUGGACGGCACACAAAAAGAUUUGUUUUCCCAAACACCUGUUCAAAAGGGAACAUUUUGAGGAGACCCCUCAACAAACUUCUUUUAAGGAGCCAUGCAUGUUUAGUGUAAAGGAAAAAUUCAAGGACUCGAUGGAUCUAAUUGCGAAAGAACAAGUUAAACUGGGUAAAAUAGUGACUAAUAUUGAAUCAGUGAGUAAAAAAAUGGAGAAAGAAAAGCAUCAGCACCAUGUUAAGUCCAGAUUGUUGGUCUCACCAUAUGCCGUCCCCAUCAACUUUGGCUUGCCCUUACAACCCAUGACCACCUCUUCCAUGGGACUUCCGAAAGAACAUGAUAAAACAUUCUACGAUUGGAGAGGAAUUAUGUCAACAAAGCCUUCCCGUUUGACUCCUGACUCCAGCUGGCCUAGUUUGUGUGGGCCAUCAUCAAUGUUUCGGGAUUACCGUUCUAAAACCUUACUGAAGAAAGAGCAACAGCCUAUCCAACCAGAACCAAAGCCACCCAGGUCAAAAUCUAUUCUAACUAAAAGUGGCAAACUUGACAGUAAAGUUAAAAGAAUUGGACCACACAUAGAAAUCUUCCAAGUGUUCCGGGAAAAGAACAAAUUCAUAAAUACCAAAAAAAUAGUGAAAAUGAUCACCAUCAUGCAGGCCUAUGUCAGAGGGUGGCUGGAACGCAGAAGAUACCAGAGAGUAAUGAUCAAGGCUUUGCAUCAUGGACCAAAUUUGAGAGCAGUUAUAAACAUGUAUCAUAGACUAAUCCAUCGUGUUAAAUAUCGACUUGGUCUGUGGAGGACAAGACAAGUUAUAAACUUUGUAGAGCUGGAGGAAUGGAUGGACAGAAAAAAAUUCUAUGAAACAAUGUUUGCUAAGAGAGAAGAUUGGCAAGGAUUGGAAAGAAGCGAGCUCCUUAAAUUCUUCAAUGAGUGUGGUCAUUUCCCAGUCCAGCAGCAAAUUGAUGAAGUUUGGGACCUGGUCCAUAAAGAAGACCGUGACAGAUAUUCUCAACUCCUCAAGAAGUACAAUGUGAUUGAAAUGUUAUUUACACUCUAUCCUCCUCAAGGUGCCCAUGUGUUUAAAAAUAUACGACUUAGGUCAACUUGGCUGAGACCCAUAGUAAAUGGGGAAGAAGGAUAUAAAUAUAUAGUGAACGGACAUCCAAUACUCAAAAGAGCUAACAUCCGGAUUGUUGGAAAGUUAGUAUCCAGAUCUAUAAGAGAAAGGAAAAUGAGACAUUUAUCAAAAGAAGUAGAAUAAUGUUUCAACACAAUGUUAUUAUCUUAAGAGUUGAACCUUUCUACCCAAAGAUACAUUAACAUCGACCAUGGAUUAAUUAUAUAUCAACAGGAAAAAAUGACAAGCAUCUUUGGAUAUCAAAAGAAGGAUUUCAACAAGUCAGUUUAUAAUUUCAAAAUAUCUUUGGAUGAACCAUUCACUGGCUCUUCUUCACUAACAGCUACUCUUAUCAUAAUGAAGUUGAAACCUCUUAGUGUCAAGUGUUCCUUUCAUUGGACUUUAAUUUAUGUUGUUCCAUUACCAAUAAAUGCCAUAAAGAGACUUUA